This is a messenger RNA of Strongylus vulgaris, 471 nucleotides long. The record is from the annotation of a GenBank genome assembly. Lineage: Eukaryota; Metazoa; Nematoda; Chromadorea; Rhabditida; Strongylidae.
AUGCCUCUCUGCGGCCAACUACUCCUUAACUUCACGUUUGCAUUUUCAGGAGUUGGAUGCGUUGGGGCCAGAACUGAACCGUGCAUGGUUACACCAGUUUGUCAGGAAUGGUCUCAGUGGGGACCAUGGUCGAUGUGUUCAACUACUUGCGGGGAAGGAGAAAGAAAACGUUCACGUGAAUGCAUCGGAGGGCGCGACUGUCCCGGCGUUAGCACGACUGUAGAGACUUGUGUAACCAUACCUUGCCCAAUCUGGAGUAGUUGGGGUCCUUGGGAAGGAUGUAGCGUUACAUGCGGGCCUGGCCAAGAAAAGAGAAGCAGGAAAUGUCAGGUAUGGUGCGCACAAGAGAAUGUGAAAACGGAAGAAGUUGCGAAGGAGCUUCUGAGGAACGACUACUCUGUAACCAACACGAUUGUCCAACGUGGACGGACUGGACCGCUUGGACAGUGUGUGCUAGCAAAUGUGAUGAAG